CUCGUCACUGAACGACACAACUUUAUUUCCGCUUGUCUGUCAAAGUAGCUGUCAAACGCGGGCGAGGGGUUGUGCUCCUGCGGCUCCGUCAUUCAGGAAGUCCACACCAACUGACAGCACUUCGCAAAGUCACACGGACAUCUUCAGAGUCGGACUAAAUGUUCCCGAAGUCAGUACGCUUUUCAACAACAACGACUUUUGCAAAAGGUACAGUAUUAUCCCAGUCAUGAGGAAAGUCGGCAAGAGGUCAACUCUGGACUUAAACUAAGAAAAAGAAAGAGGGGGAGACAGAGGCUUGCCCGACUCCCCAUUUACACAUUUCCUACAGGUCUAGCUGGCCAAUGCCGGGCCCGUGGUGGAGAUCUGGUGGCGGCAGCAGCAGCAGCAGUAGUGUGUAUGUGAGCGUCGCCCCCGACGCCUAGCUCAUGUCCAGCCCAUAAUGCCGUCCUCCACGCGGAAAGGAGUGCCGAAGGACCCAGAGCUGGCUGACCUUUUCUUCAAAGAUGACCCCGAGGAUGUCUUCUGUGACCUGCACGAGAUCGGACAUGGCAGCUUUGGGGCCGUCUACUUUGCGCGUAACUCCUACUCUAACGAGGUGGUGGCCAUCAAAAAGAUGUCCUAUAAUGGCAAGCAGACUACCGAAAAGUGGCAGGACAUCAUUAAGGAGGUCAAGUUUUUGGGACAGCUGCGACACCCAAACACAAUUGAGUACAAAGGAUGCUACUUGAAAGACAACACUGCCUGGCUGGUGAUGGAGUACUGCCUGGGCUCCGCAUCAGAUUUACUAGAGGUUCAUAAGAAACCACUGCAAGAGUUGGAAAUUGCUGCCAUUACCCAUGGUGCCUUGCUAGGACUGGCUUACCUACAUUCCCAUAAUAUGAUUCACAGAGAUGUGAAAGCUGGUAACAUCCUGCUGACUGAGCUGGGUCAGGUCAAACUGGCCGACUUUGGCUCCGCCUCCAUUGCCUCACCUGCCAACUCCUUUGUGGGAACACCUUACUGGAUGGCCCCGGAAGUGAUCCUAGCCAUGGACGAGGGUCAGUACGAGGGAAAGGUGGACAUCUGGUCGCUGGGGAUCACCUGUAUUGAACUGGCGGAGCGCAAACCUCCCUUGUUCAACAUGAAUGCCAUGAGUGCCUUAUAUCACAUCGCACAGAACGACUCUCCCACGCUACAGUCCAAUGAGUGGUCUGACCCCUUCCGGAGCUUCGUCGACUACUGCCUACUGAAAAUUCCUCAGGACAGACCCUCGUCAGGGGAGCUGCUAAGACAUGAUUUUGUGCGUCGGGAACGCUCGCCGCGCAUUCUGCUGGAACUCAUCCAGAGGACCAAGGAUGCGGUGCGGGAGCUGGACAACCUGCAGUACCGCAAGAUGAAGAAGAUCCUCUACCAGGAGAAGCACAACGGACCAAUGGGAGAGAGCCAGGAAGAGGAGGAGGACAGCGAGGCAGCCAGCUGUAAGAUGAACAGCCUGGGAAGCAACCACUCCAUCCCGAGCACCUCGGUCAGCACAGGCAGCCAGAGCAGCAGCGUGAACAGCAUGCAGGAGGUGCUGGACGACAGCUGCUCCGAGAUGACCAUGAUGCACCCACAGGACUACAGCAGCACCCUGGAAUCCUCCCCGCACACAAAGAAGGACCAACAGUACAACUGGGACGAUGGGAACCACCGGGACCAACUGCAAGGGCUGCGGCCGUCCUCCUCCGACAAGAGCAGCCAGGCCCAGAACUACAAGAACCAGAGCCGCUUCGCCACCAUCAAAUCAGCCUCUCUGGUGACCAAGCAGAUCCACGAGCAUGAGCAGGAGAGCGAGCUGCGGGAGCAGAUGUCGGGAUACAAGCGCAUGCGGCGGCAACACCAGAAGCAGCUGAUCGCCCUGGAGAACAAGCUGAAGGCCGAGAUGGACGAGCACCGGCUCAAGCUGCAGAAGGAGGUGGAGACGCAGGCCAACAACGCCUACAUCGAGCUGGAGAAGCUGGCCAAGCGCCACGCCGUGCAUUCUGAGAAGGAGAUGAAGACGGCGAUGGCGGAUGAGAAGAAGUUCCAGCAGCAGAUCGUGGCCCAGCAGAAGAAGGAGCUGACCACCUUCCUGGAUAAUCAAAAGAAGCAGUACAAACUCUGCAAGGAGAAGAUUAAGGAGGAGAUGAACGAGGACCACAGCACACCCAAGAAGGAGAAGCAGGAGCGCCUGUCCAAGCACAAGGAGAACAUGCAGCACUCCCAGGCCGAGGAGGAGGCCAUGCUGCUGGCCCAGCAGAGAGUGUUCUACGACAGGAACUGCCGCGCCUUCAAGCGCAAAGUCAUGAUCAAGAGGCACGACCUGGAGCAGGAGCAGAUCCGAGAGGAGCUGAACAAGAAGAAGACCCAGAAAGAGAUGGAGCACGCCAUGCUGAUCCGCCACGACGAGUCCAUGCAGGAGCUGGAGCACCGGCAGCUGAAGACGCUGCAGAAGCUGCGCAUGGACCUGAUCCGCUUGCAGCACCAGACGGAGCUGGAGAACCAGAUCGAGUACAACAACCGGCGAGAGCGAGAACUCCACCGCAAACACGUGCUGGAGCUCCGGCAGCAGCCCAAGAACCUCAAAGCUCUGGAGCUGCAGAUCAAGAAGCAGUUCCAGGACACAUGCAAGGUUCAGACCAAGCAGUACAAGGCCCUGCGCCACCACCAGAUGGAGGUGACGCCCAAGGCCGAGCACAAGACGGUGCUCAAGGCUCUGAAGGACGAGCAGACACGCAAGCUGGCCAUCCUGGCUGAGCAGUACGAGCAGAGCAUCAACGAGAUGAUGGCCACGCAGGCGCUGCGUCUGGACGAGGCCCAGGAAGCCGAGUGCCAGGCCCUGAGGCAGCAGCUGCAGCAGGAGAUGGAGCUGCUGAACGCCUACCAGAGCAAGAUCAAGAUGCAGACCGAGGCGCAGCACGAGCGUGAGCUGCAGAAGCUGGAGCAGAAGGUGUCGCUGCGCCGGGCCCACCUGGAGCAGAAGAUCGAGGAGGAGCUGGUUUCCAUCCAGAAGGAGAGGACCGACCGCAUCAAGCACCUUCUGGAGCGGCAGGACCGCGAGACCGACGCCUUCGACAUGGAGAGCAUGAGGCUGGGCUUCGGCAACCUGUGCACCCUGGACCUCCCCAAGGACGACUACAGAUGAGGGGCUGAGACCCCCCUGCUGCCGUCUCUCACUGCCCCCCCCCCCUCUCCUUCUACCUGACAGUGCAGGUGUUCACAGCUGCUGACGCCCUCACACAGACACAAAGAAAAUACCCACUCCAGAAUUCAGUGUGUUCUCCGGGGGGGGCGCUCAGACGAAGUGGAUGGCAGGUUUUAUUGCCCCCCCCCUUUCCACCUCUUUCUCCCAAACCCACCUGAACUUCCUCCCCCUCCUUGCCUCUCGUGGUGUCACAAGAUGCCAAAAAAAAUAUGCUGGAUAACUUCCUGUAGUUGUCAUGUUUUGUGUAAGACCAAUGAUAACGUAGUCACGGUGUUUCUUGUUUCUUGUGCAAUGAUGACACUUUUGUUGUGACUUUAAAGUGGAAGACGAGAGAAGGAGGGAGAGAAAAACGAGGGCGGUCGGAUGAGCGACAUACACACACAUGCAUUUUGCAAGGUGGUCUUUUUUUCUUUUUUUUUUUGCUUAGUUCGAUUUUUGGGGUCUCAAGUGAUGCAAAAUAAGAAAAGCGCUAAAUCAAACAGCUGAUCCUUCCGCAGCCGUCAGUCUGCACCGCGUCUUUCAACACUUUUUUGUAUUUAUUCACCUGGACAUUUUUAUGAGAAAUUUGAAUAAUUUGAUACGCGCACAAUCGUGUACAUACAGGUACGCUCAUUAUAAUUGUGACGGGUGAAUUUCCUUACUGAGGGGAGCUUGAAUCAUGGUACUGGAACUGACUGAUUUCUCUGCACUGGCAGCCAAUGUGAAUAAUAAUAAUAAACUCCAACUCCCAGCUAGCACAAAGGGCUUCAUGGGGUGGGCGGGGGGACUUGUACUUUGUGUAUAGAAGGAUUUAUGGAGAGCUUUUACUUAUUUUCGUAUUGUAUUUUAACUGUCACUCAAAUCAAAAAAGAAUUUUUAAAGCCGCUUUUUUCCCUCCCCCCUCCUCAGAUAGUAUUUGAGGUUCAGCCAUGUAUCAAUCUGAUUUUCUUUACCUUUUUGUUUUGCUUUACACAACUCCCAAGCUGUGUAUUUUCUUAUAAACCAGACCAGUAUGAUGCUUUAUUAUUGCAUGCACUUUAAUUUUUUUUCCAGGUUAAAAGAAAGCAUGAAUCUGUCAGAGCUUUUAAUUAUAUUUGUAAAUAAAGUGCUCAUCACACAAACUAAGGGUGUGCUGUUAUAUAUAUGCCUUAAUAUGAAUUACUCAUAGCAAUCAUAUUCACUGUGUAUAACAGCAAAAAGAUGAUUGUUAAAGAAGUUUUACAUUUCAUCUUAAAUCUUGACAACACACAUUACAGCUGAAGAGCUCUUAUCUGAACACCUAACUGGAAACAUGGUUGGUCAAGUAUUCAACAUUUCAUCACUUACACUGUGCACAGUUUUAUAUAAUCUACCUAAAGAAAACGUUUAAUGAGUAUGAAAUCCAGCGGCAACUACUCCAUUGUAAUGUAGGCCUUUGCAUCUUUUUUUCAAGAUACAAAUGAAAUGAGAAAAAAAAUGUGAGUCUGAUUUCCAGCUACUGUAAUGUAGGGCUGAUAAAUGCACAAUGAGAUAUCAAUACAAAUAUUAAGACCGGUUGUUACAAAGAACAAAGUUCACCAAACGUUUGUUUGAUAGCCGAGCUAAGGUCAUGAUGAUUACUCAUGACUGCAUUACACUUAACUAAUAAUCUCUGCUGUUCCACAAAAUGAUUCCUGGAAGGUAAGUUAUGAUAUGACAUAUGACCUCAAGCUUGUGUGGACCAAACAGCAAUGAAAGUAACCCCCUGGAUUAAAGAGAAAUAGGGGCCAAGACCUAAAUGUAGGUCCUAGUUGCCCCAGCCCAAAUGUGUGUAUAUUGUAACUGCUGACAAAAAACACAGUAAAGGAUCUUGUAUUUUCUGCA
This is a messenger RNA of Trematomus bernacchii (emerald rockcod), 5023 nucleotides long. RefSeq names its product TAO kinase 3a (gene taok3a). NCBI's taxonomy places the organism in Eukaryota, Metazoa, Chordata, Actinopteri, Perciformes, Nototheniidae. Gene Ontology annotation, molecular function: protein kinase activity; ATP binding. Gene Ontology annotation, biological process: protein phosphorylation; execution phase of apoptosis. The coding region runs from base 440 to 3142 and encodes 900 amino acids. The transcript is spliced from 21 exons. The record is from RefSeq and is a predicted model, not a curated record.